CUCUAAAAUUCUCCCAUUUAUAUAGCCCUUCUCUCUCUCUCCUACAAAUUGCAGAAAAAAAGAGAAGAGAAGAGAAACUUCCUUCUCUGUUCUCUCCUUACUACUGGUUCAGCGAGAAAAAGCAUCAUAAUAGUAUCGAGCAGAAAUGCAGAACGAAGCCGCCUCCACUACCGCUAAUGAUGAUGACCUUAACAUUGCUACCAAAUCUGCAGAAUCUCUUCCAAACGAAGUCGAUUUCACCUCCAUGUUAUGUCCCAAGGCGUCCCACUCUCUCACGCCUUACGUGGACUCCCGCUUUGUGAUGCAGCAACAGGACCUGGUAAAUCGCAGCGCGCUUUGCCUUACUCGCCUUCGCGAGGCGGCCAGAGAAGUAGAUUCCCUACGCCUGGAGAACGCUGCUCUCCGGUCCGUCAACCAAGAGCUCAACAAUCACCUGAGCUUACUCCUCCAAGCCUCGGUCCAGAAACGCUGUCCCUCCUCUGAUCAGAACACCACUUCAUUCGAGAUCAUGAAUGGCUUCCGCAAUUUGUGCAACAUUAGCGAUUUUGGAGGAGAAGAACUGUGUGAAGACGAGAAUCCUAAGAGCGUGAUGGAGGUGCAGACCGCGGUCGCGAAGGAGAGGACAUCGUUGCCUAAGAUUAUUUCUGUGAGGUCCAAUGGAUACUUGAAGACGAGCCAGACUGGUGUGAGCAAGACUCGGAGCGUGACUCGGCCUAAAACCGCGAGUCCAAUCAAUGGAGCGUUAAAGGUUUACGUUCGUGGAGGGAAGGAGGAGGAGGAGGAGCCCCUUGAACUUGACGUCUACAACCAAGGAAUGUUCAAGACUGAACUGUGCAACAAGUGGCAGGAGACAGGUACUUGCCCAUAUGGUGAUCACUGCCAGUUUGCUCAUGGCAUCGAAGAGCUCCGCCCAGUUAUCCGCCACCCUCGCUACAAGACUGAGGUCUGUAGGAUGGUCCUUGCUGGUGAUAUCUGUCCUUAUGGCCACCGCUGUCACUUCCGCCAUGUCCUUACUGAGCAAGAAAGUUUUAUGGGCCACCUCAAGCCGAAGCUUGAAAGGUAAAAUAAGAAUAUGUUGACCAGAAAACCGCCAAUCUGUGACUGGGGCUAAUGUAGGGUACCCCAAAGAGAAUGGUAAAUAAUAAUACUCUUUAAUCUAGUAUACAAAUAGUAAAUAUGAAUGGUGGACAUAUAAAUAAUUACUAUAUAUAAUGACGUAGAAAAAAAAAAGGAAGAUUUUAUGGAGGCGGACAUUGGAAAAUGAUUCUAGAGAGAUUAUUAGCACUUCUAAUUUUUGUGUUCCACUUUUAUUUCAUUUUAUACAUUAAAUGGACAAGGCGUAUGAGACAUCAUUGAAUA
Hevea brasiliensis (rubber tree) is the source of this 1359-nucleotide messenger RNA. RefSeq names its product zinc finger CCCH domain-containing protein 15. The coding region runs from base 146 to 1063 and encodes 305 amino acids. Gene Ontology annotation, molecular function: metal ion binding; mRNA binding. NCBI's taxonomy places the organism in Eukaryota, Viridiplantae, Streptophyta, Magnoliopsida, Malpighiales, Euphorbiaceae. The record is from RefSeq and is a predicted model, not a curated record. The transcript is spliced from 3 exons.